AUGCCGCCAAUGAUACCCGCUGCCAAGAAGGCUCCUUCGCUGAAGCUGCUCAUAGCGAGGUUGAACGAUGUCCAGGCUUCCUUCAACGACAUCUGGCGUUUCGUGGAGGACUAUGAGGAAACGUCAACGGUUACGGAUGUUGACAUCCGUUUAGAGAAAAUUGAUGAACUGUGGGAGAAGUUUUGUGACACUUUAGUUGAGAUUAGGGCACAUGAGGAUUAUCUCGCGGAUGAGGAAUCAUACGAUAAGGAACGACAGGAGUUCAGUGAUAGAUAUUAUCGAGUCAAAUCAUUCCUCGUAGACAAAUCCAAAAGGUUGCAGGGUCCAUUGGUACUAGAGCAGUCCGUCCGAACAAACGAGUCAGUUGUUUUUGGUGCUGAUCGUGUGCGUCUUCCUCAAAUAAGUCUACCGUCGUUCAAUGGGGAUAUAGAUGAGUGGCUGAGUUUCCGUGACCUCUUCACUUCGCUCAUCCAUUAUAAAACUGAGUUGCCAGCAGUGGAAAAGUUCCACUACCUCAAGGGAUGUCUUCAGGGGGAACCGAAGAGCCUGAUAGACCCGCUGAAAAUUACGACGGCCAACUAUCAGAUCGCCUGGGAAAUGUUGUUGAAGCGGUUUGACAAUAGUAAACAGUUGCGGAAGCGUCAAGUUCAAGCACUGUUUCAUCUUCCAACAUUGACUAGGGAAUCGGUCAGCGAACUUCACACACUACUAGAGGGAUUCGAGAGGGUCGUGAAAAAUUUGGAUCAAGUGGUAGAACCAGAGGACUACAAAGAUCUAUUGCUGGUUCAUAUACUCACAGCACGACUCGACCCAGUAACACGUAGGGGCUGGGAGGAAUUCUCGUCGACUAAGGAACAAGACACGCUGUCUGAUUUAACGGAUUUCAUUCGGCGGCGUGUUCAAGUACUCGAAUCUCUUCCCAGUAAAUCGGUGGAUUCCAGAGGACCACAACAGUAUUCGAAACUAAGACCGGCGUCUACAAAGGCAAGUUACAGCAGCGUGCAAGGUUCCGAAGCACGUUGUUUGGCAUGUAAAGGAGAUCAUCCGUUGUAUCAGUGUCCAGUGUUUCAACGUCAAGAGGUAGCGGAAAGAGACGCAUUAUUGAGAACCCAUUCACUCUGCCGCAAUUGCUUCAGGGUAGGACAUCAGGCGAAGGAUUGCAAAUCAAGGUUUUCCUGUCGGACUUGCAAGGGUCGGCAUCAUACGUUGGUCUGCUUCAAGAUCGAUAGAGAAGGUUCCACGAAAGUUACGGUGGUCGCAAGGGGCAACCAUCAGCAACAUAGCAAGGAAACAAGGUCAUCGGCAUCAAGUUCAACACAAACAGCAAACGUGUCAACUAAAGCGGUUUGUUCUGCGCAGCAGUACUCAUCCCAGGUGUUACUGGCUACGGCUGUUGUCAUAUUGGUGGAUGAUAGCGGUCAGAGGUUCCCCGCCCGAGCAUUAUUGGACUCAGGGUCCGAAAGUAAUUUUGUUUCCGAACGGUUGAGUCAGCGGAUGAAUGUCAACCGAGAAAGGGUGGACAUAUCGGUUCUUGGAAUAGGACAAGCAGCGACUCAAGUCAAACACCGAAUUCGAGCGAUGGUACAGUCACGAGUUUCUGAAUACUGCCGAGACAUGGAUUUCCUAGUUUUGUCGAAAGUCACGGUGAAUCUUCCGACCUUGACGGUGAAUACAAAGGGGUGGUCGAUUCCAAAGGGCAUUGAACUGGCCGAUCCUGCAUUCUUCCAAUCCAAGGGUGUGGAUAUCGUUUUGGGUAUAGAAGCUUUCUUCGAAUUUUUUGGAACUGGUGGAAAGAUUUCGUUGGGUGAGAGACUGCCCGCAUUGAAUGAGUCAGUCUUCGGCUGGGUAGUAUGUGGAGGCUUGUCGGUACCAAGUCAAUCCAUUCAGGUCAACUGCAACAUAUCCGCUUCGGGAAGUUUGGAGUCCUUGAUUGCUAGAUUUUGGGAAUGUGAAGAGAUUGGAUCAACAAAUCAUUAUUCACCGGAGGAAGUUCAAUGUGAGGAACAUUUUAAGCGAACGGUAAAGCGUCAAAUGGACGGUCGAUAUACAGUGGCUUUGCCCAAGGACGAUGGCGUUCUGAGCAGACUAGGGAAAUCCGAGGAAAUCGCACUACGUCGAUUUCAGGGAACGGAAAGAAGAUUAUCACGCGAUUCCAACUUACGGGAUCAGUAUUUGGCUUUCAUGCAGGAAUAUCUUCGACUCGGCCAUAUGCGUAAGGUUGAAAAAGUUUCUGGUGAGGUUCAACGGUGUUAUUUGCCUCAUCACCCGGUAGUCAAGGAAGCCAGUACUACCACAAAACUACGGGUGGUCUUCGAUGCUUCGUGUAAAACCUCAACAGGAGUAUCGUUGAAUGAUGGAUUGCUGGUGGGGCCAGUGAUCCAAGAAGACCUACGAUCGAUCAUCAUUCGGUGCCGCACGAAACAGAUCAUGCUCGUUGCCGAUGUGGAAAAGAUGUUCCGGCAAAUCAACGUCUGUCCAAAGGAUAAAUCCCUGCAAUCUAUUUUGUGGCGUUUUUCUCCCGACGAUGAGCCGGAGACCUACGAGUUGGGCACAGUAACGUACGGUACUCAGCCAGCACCAUUUCUCGCUACUCGUACUCUCAAGCAGUUAGCCAUGGAUGAAGGCAGUCGUUUUCCAUUAGCAGCAAGGGCGGUGUGCGAGGAUGUAUACAUGGACGACAUCAUCACCGGUACAGAUGAAGUAAUGUCAGCAAUCGAGCUGAGGAUUCAACUCGACAAUAUGAUGAAUUCCGGUGGCUUUCACCUCCGGAAGUGGGCGUCAAAUCACCCGAUGGUUUUGGAGGGAAUCGCAGAAGAUUCCUUAGCGAUUCGAGACGUGAAGGUAUCAACUUGGACCCAGAUCCGUCAGUGA
Molecule: messenger RNA, 2871 nt
Organism: Toxorhynchites rutilus septentrionalis
Lineage: Eukaryota; Metazoa; Arthropoda; Insecta; Diptera; Culicidae
Exons: 1
Coding region: 1-2871 (956 amino acids)
Molecular function (GO): nucleic acid binding; zinc ion binding
Source: RefSeq, a predicted model, not a curated record